GCCACUGCCUUUAAUAGAAUGCUGUGCAUUGUCGACGUCAAUUUGCUUUCAGACUGAUCCUUUCCGUUAUCCAGAGCCUGCCCAACUACAGCAGAGUUUCUUCAGCAAUAAUUCCUUGGUUUAACGGCAUUCUCGUGCGUGGUGGAACCUGAGACACCCGUCUCGUGGGGUGGGUGCAAACCCAGAGAUGCUUUGGUAUCUCACUACUUUUUGACUUGAAUAAGACACCUUUUCCGGUAUUACGAGAGAGAGUGAGAGAGAGAGAGAGAGAGAGAGAUAUAUAUAUAUAUAUACAUACCAUGGACGAUCUGGUAUAUGAAACAAGGUCUCAGAGCAGAGAGCAGGUCGUCCGAGGUCCCCAAGACAGAAUUGAGCCCGGUUCUACAUCCCCACAAAAUACACGUCGGCAGCGUGGACCUUCACAGAAAGUUAUGCUAUCAAAAGCAUUACAGAAGGCGAAUACCGCAGUAUUGUUGGACAAUGCUGCGAAUUUUGAAGGCGCAAUCGAAGCUUAUCAGGACGCAUGUCAAUUAUUACAACUGGUAAUGCUGCGGAGUAGUGGAGGCGAUGAUGAAAAAUCUAAAUUGCUGGAAAUACGCAAUACUUACGUGAGCCGCAUUAAAGAGCUGGAGCGCCUUGAUCUCCCAAUGCAACAGUACAGCGACAAGGCGCUUCCUGAACGACCGCUUAGCGACCAGAGCCUUAUUCCGCCAAACUCUCAAUCUGUGACAAAGGACGAGAAGAUUUUAACCACCAAAUCAACUUCUAGGGAGACAGAUGAUUACACACCACCUAUAACCGACAUUAACAGCGUCAAGUUACCAGAAAACCCCAAAGCUACCCCGAUUAGUGAUAUAGUUUCCCAAGCUGGUCCGUCCCAAGAAGAUACAUUUCUUUCGUCGCAUGAAGAGGCUUGUGAUGAAAGCAACUACGGCUUACCCCUCUCGCCUCGCCAGCAAUCCACUUUUGACUCCAGCAAGCGCCUCACUACAGGUUCAGAGUUAUAUGGAUUGAGUUCUUCGAAAGGUCAAAACCCGAAUAUUACCGGAAACGAGUCAACAUCAUGGCUUGACACAAUCGAUGAAUCUGGGCCUUCUUCACCUACAUCUACCAAGUCAAAGUUAUCAUUGUAUUCGCGAAACACGCAUUCUCGCCCGGAAAGCAAUGGCACUGAGGCUGAAUUUGAUGCUGCUUUAGACGCUGCAGUUGAAGCUGCCUACAACGAAGGCUUGGAACCUGCAUCACACCCCCCUGAAGACUUUUACGAAAAUGACGAUGAUGUCGUGUCUAAUGCGAGGAGGAAUAUUGAGAUUGCAAAGCAAAGAGUACGAGAAGCCGAGAGAGAAGCUCAGGAAGCGAUGGCUCGAGGACUAGAAAAAAGACGAAUGAAUGAUGAAGCUUUAUGGUCUCAAAAUGCUAGAAUGGAAUCUGAUUAUGUGGGUGAAGAGGCGGAAGAGGAGGAGCGUCUAUUGGAAGAGAUGACAAGAGGAUAUGUUAUGGAUGAUUUCGAACUUGACCUACAUACCAAGUCUGCAUUACCGCGACAAUCUGACUCGAGCACGUUUUCUGCGAGAACAUGGGGCAGUUCCUUGACCUCCAAUGCCGCUACAGCGGUCACGUCUCUGUCAACUUUAGCAGAGGAAGGUGUUCUUUCGUCUGAAAACCCAGCGGUGCCAGGCACACGGCCGCCCAUGCCCCUCCCACAGUCUGUGCCGCUCUCUCCGCCUUCGGGUGUACGAGCUCGUCGUUUAUCUGGCUCAAACAUGAAACAACUGAAGAUCGACACGAACCGUAUUGCUACCAACUCCCAGCCUCCUAAAACAGAGCCUUAUGCCAUGCCUUUUAGAAGUCCUCCACCGCCCAUGCCUCAGUUCGAGCGCAGGCCCAACAUACCCGUCCCUCCACAUGUGCCGUCCAAAUCACCACAGAAUAUGCUUCCUGAGAGGAAGGCUUCAUAUGAAUCUCUGAGGGAAGAUAGCUAUGGCUCGGGCCUUACAAGAGCUGUCACCCAAGAUAGCGAUGAUUUUGAACGCCCCAUUGUGCCGUCGCCUCCUAAGCCUAUCGGAAAAAUCACUUCUGCACCCGGUAUUCUUCGAAAGAAUACUUCUUCAUCUAGCCUUGGAGCAAUGAUGGCUAGAAAUAUGUCUGUUUCGACACCUGACAUAUCGACCGAGUCUCCAAACACUCCAUCCAGUAGUACUUUUCCAGCCUUUGACUUUCAAAGAGGAGGCCCGAAUGCUUUCAUUCCAGCGCUGCCCACGCCCACUGCGCAAACCUUCACCGUUAAUAGUUUACCUGGCCGUGGCCUCUAUCUCUUUAACAGUGAUAUACAUUCACCUUCAACACCUGGCUCACCGAAUCAUUUGGCCGCUAACGCCCCUUUGCCAUUGGAACCUUGUCCGGAAUCAUUUCUUUUGCGGCCUUUCUGGCUGAUGAGAUCCUUGUAUGAAACAAUUGCACAUCCUCGCGGCGGUUACUUAUCAACCAAAUUGUUUGUGCCAAGGGAAGUAUGGCGCGUGAAAAAUGUUAAAAUUCGUGGCGUGGAAGAUAAGAUUUCGUUAUGCGACUUGCUUACGGCAGCUCUACUCAAACUUGCUCAGGUUGAUACGUAUGAUGCUGAUGCAGUUCUAGAAGAGAUGCAAUCUUUUGAGAAUAUAUUGGAUCAAGUGCAAUCCACAUUUUCAAAGAAAUUGGGAAAUGAAGUAGGGGUACAAGGCACUCUUGCACUAAUCAAGUCGGCUUCCACCUCUGAUGACGCCUCUAUGGUCUCUGAGACUAUAUCGAGAAGCUCAAAUAGCAGUAGCAAGUCUUAUCUUUCGUCAUGGCGGAAACUCCGAUCCAAAAGCUCUGGGCCGACAGGCUCAAGUGCUACACCUAUUCCAACAAUUAGAGAGACUGGGAAGGAAAGCCUCACCAUGAAUACAUUGCCUAUGACAACUUCUCCAAGUACACGCAUUGUUAAGCGCAAUGUCACUCAGCUUCAGUUCACUGGUCCAAACGCGAAUUAUAUUGGGGCUUUGGCACGAUUAUUUGAUGCCGUCCAGGUUUUAGGUAAGGCAUCAACUUUCCCCUUCUCUGUACUUGCCAGUACUCAUUAGAUUCUAGAUCAAAUUGCCCGUCAGGUAGAAGACCCUGGUCUCAAGCAUUCCUCCCCUACCCAUGUUGGUCUGGAAUUAAGCACUCGCCAU
Molecule: messenger RNA, 3188 nt
Organism: Talaromyces proteolyticus
Lineage: Eukaryota; Fungi; Ascomycota; Eurotiomycetes; Eurotiales; Trichocomaceae
Exons: 2
Coding region: 300-3098 (932 amino acids)
Source: RefSeq, a predicted model, not a curated record